Molecule: messenger RNA, 1773 nt
Organism: Bacidia gigantensis
Lineage: Eukaryota; Fungi; Ascomycota; Lecanoromycetes; Lecanorales; Ramalinaceae
Exons: 3
Coding region: 1-1773 (590 amino acids)
Cellular component (GO): nucleus
Molecular function (GO): protein binding
Source: RefSeq, a predicted model, not a curated record
AUGAAUCAGACCAGAGACAUGCCGCGGCAGCAUUCAUACCAUACUUCUCACGAAUAUCAGAGCGGGCAAAAUCCUGGAAUAAAUAUUCAGCAUGCAACGCCGUCAAGUAAUCAGUAUGCGAACCUUUCCUCCGGCUCCAGUCUACCUGGCGCUCUACAGCCCGGUAGACCGAGCGCUUCAUCGUCGAUAACUGCGCCUUCUACAAUCCCAACGCUGCCUCCGCUGCAGAAUCCUAAUCAGCAGAAAACCUCCUCGCGCCCAAAUACCGCAAGUCACGCUCAUAGCUACUCGCGCUCUAGCCCUGCAGGGCUUGACCAGCCCAAAUAUGCUCCAUUCGUCGGUACGCCAGAGAGCGGCCGAUAUGCUUCAACGCCCAACCACAAAUACACCUCCUCACAAACAAAUCAAAAUGAGAAUCUCUAUUCACCCCUAGCUUUGGCCGACGUUCGAAAUUUCAACGAAGCUAGUAUGACGGAACCGCAGAGCGCGCAUCCUUACACGAGUGAUGGCUACCCGACAGCAGCAACAAACAGCAAUUAUCUCGCUCCGUGGCCUGUCUAUGCCUUUGACUGGUGUAAAUGGCCAGUGCAAAAUCAGCAGCUGGGCGAGUCAGCCGGAAAGAUGGCGAUUGGAAGCUAUGUAGAGGAUGGGCACAACUUUAUCCAAAUCCUGGAGACGCAGGUGAGCCUGGAACAUGAUACCGAAGGACAGACAGAUCCGUCGCAAUAUAGCUUGAAUUACGUAAAGACCGCCGAAGCCACACAUUCAUAUCCAGUGACACGGAUAUUAUGGGAACCUGCAUCUUCCAAAAAGAAUUCUACCGAUCUCCUGGCGACUUCUGGUGACCAUCUGAGACUAUGGUCACUCCCGCAGCAAGCUUCAUAUAAUCCUAGCAACUCUAUAAACCGGCCAUCAAGUUCGAAUCAGCAAUCAGUCUCCAAACUCACUCCUCUCGCGCUUCUUUCGAACUCCAAGUCACCGGAGCACACUGCUCCUCUUACAUCUCUUGAUUGGAACACCGUCUCUCCUAGUCUCAUCAUAACUUCGAGCAUUGACACCACGUGCACGAUAUGGGACAUUCCUACUUUAACAGCCAAAACGCAAUUGAUAGCUCACGAUAAAGAAGUUUUCGACGUCCGAUUUUGCGCAAACAGCGUGGACGUCUUUGUUUCAUGCGGAGCCGACGGGAGCGUACGAAUGUUUGACCUUCGUAGUCUUGAGCAUUCAACGAUCAUCUAUGAGCCAUCCGAAAAGGGAAACGAUUCAAAGACUGCGAGCCCGAGCAAUAUAUCUCCGCCCCCAAACCAGCAAUCUAUUUCGCAAUCUCCACCACUCCUCCGCCUUGCAGCGUCUCCACAUGACGCUCACCUCCUUGCCACAUUUUCCCAAGACAGCAACCUGAUACGAAUUCUUGACGUGCGGCAACCUGGACAAGCACUUCUGGAGCUCCGUGGUCAUGCUUCAGCUAUCAAUUGUAUUGAGUGGUCGCCAUCACGACGGGGGACCCUCGCUUCAGGCGGUGACGAUAGCAUGGUCCUGAUCUGGGAUCUCUUGAACCAAAGCACCUCUUCCAGUUUGACAAACUCAACCAGUCAUUCGCAGCAAUCAUCUUCCUCGGCAGAUAUAAGAGGGCAAGGACCUGUAGCCAACUGGAGGUGCGACUACGAGGUAGGGAAUCUGACGUGGGCGCCUCAAAGCGGCCUGACUGGACAAACGGGGCGGGAUUGGCUUGGUGUCAGUGGCGGUAGAGGAAUAUGGGGCGUAAGUAUGUGA